This is a messenger RNA of Cylicostephanus goldi, 1248 nucleotides long. NCBI's taxonomy places the organism in Eukaryota, Metazoa, Nematoda, Chromadorea, Rhabditida, Strongylidae. The record is from the annotation of a GenBank genome assembly.
GCCAAGAAAGCAACCUGGAUGAUUGUACGUGAUGAUACAUUCUUGCCCGAUACCUUACAAAACCUAGCUGUGCGUCGUCCACCAAUCCCUAUCAUUAUCGGCACAGUGGAGGAUGAAGACGCAGAUUACGCCUUCAAGCUGGUAGCCGAUGGACAAUAUAACCAGAAUGAAGGACAAUUGUACAACUCUUGGUUGAUGGACUUUGCCAAGAAGAACAAACUAAAUGAUUCUACAGUCGCUCAGAUUUCUGACAUAAUCACGCAUAGCUACAAUAUAACAACAGGAGAUCAGAAAUACGAUGUUAGUGGAGCCAUAAUGCAAUAUACUGGUGCCAUCGGCGACGCAAACCAGCAAGGUCCUCCUCAAGGGACCUAUGGUCACGCAAAUGAGGGUGCCAUGUACGAUCCAUACACUACCACACCUGGCUAUUACUAUACAAUGCCUACGGGUUCUGUUAACCAACAAGCCAUAUAUGGAUACACAACCACACUAGCUCCGGGUUACGGUAACCAGCAGGGCGGUUACGGUACUACAACCCCAGCAGCGGGUUACGGUAGCCAACAAGGUGGUUAUAAUUCCCAAAGCGGUGGAUAUGAGGGAGGCGUGACUCCUACUCAGACAACUACCAGUUAUAGUGGUCCGAAUGUUAACUACGGUGGCGGAUACGGUGGUCCCAGUGAUAGUCAGUCCGCAACUCAAGGUGGAGGCUACGCCCCGCAAGGUCCUGGUGCGCAAAGCAGUGGACAGGGCAGUGGUUACGGUAACCAGGAUAGUGGAUACCCCACUCUAACUCCUGGAUAUGAUGCGCAAAGUGCCGGAUACGUUCCGCAAGGCAGUGGCUAUGGUAGCCAGGGUAACGGAUACCCCACUCUAGCUCCUGGAUAUGAUGCGCAGAGCAGCGGAUACCCCAUAACCAGAAUUACGGUUACACUAAUCAACAAGGCGGCUACAAUCAAGGCAGCACUUCAAUCCGAUUCUGGAAUUGUUUCACAAACUGCUUCCGAAAUUGACUCGUUCAUGCAAAAUGGUAACGAGCACGUCAGAGUUUAUCAGUUUACACACAUCACUGAUCUUGGACGACAGAAUGUCCCUGAUCUUGGAGCAUGGAAACCUGUCUACAAAGGUCAAGACAUGAUCUUCCUAUUUAUGAGUGAAACCAUUUGGGUACCCGGCUCUCCAACAUCAGCUGAUAUGCGUAUGGCGGACCAAAUGGGAGAACGUUGGACACAGUUUGCCAAGGAAGGGUAA